This is a messenger RNA of Hyla sarda, 1922 nucleotides long. It is a transcript of the gene FOXI1, whose product is annotated as forkhead box I1. Gene Ontology annotation, biological process: anatomical structure morphogenesis; regulation of transcription by RNA polymerase II; cell differentiation. The record is from RefSeq and is a predicted model, not a curated record. The transcript has 3 exons. Lineage: Eukaryota; Metazoa; Chordata; Amphibia; Anura; Hylidae. Gene Ontology annotation, molecular function: RNA polymerase II cis-regulatory region sequence-specific DNA binding; DNA-binding transcription factor activity, RNA polymerase II-specific. The coding region runs from base 354 to 1376 and encodes 340 amino acids.
AUGACUCCCACUCUUCCUGUGUGUGCAGAAUAAUGAGUCAGUGCACAAAUGAAGGACUCCCUGUAAAAGAUAAAAAUAAAACUACAUUGAAGUUUGAAUAUACAACAUUUAUGAUACAUUAACCUAUUAGAACAAUAUUUUAUCUUGAAUUGAAUACAUUUGAAUUAAAGUAAUAAAAUUGACUUUUCUUUUUAGAUGACACCUUAUGAGCAGAAGUAUUUGAACACAUACUUUCGGACUCCUAGACUGGUGUAAUUCUGAACAAAACCCUAUUAAGAACUAGAUAUCACUUUACACAUUCUCCACCCCGCUGUGGCCCACAGUUUCCAAAUAUUGGACAAGAACCUCCAGAGAUGAAUAUCUACUGUGAUAGCAUCUUCCACCCACAGACAAUGCCUAGUCCUCAGCGACCUUCAAACUUUGAGACUGGAGAUUACAGCACAACUACAAAUCCUUACUUAUGGCUGAAUGGACCAUCCAUCACACCACCUCCAUACCUUCCAGGAUCUAACACCAGCCACUUCAUGCCUCAAUCUUAUGGGAUGCAAAGGCAGCUCUUGCCUAACAUGCAUGGCUUAGGAGGUUCUGAACUAGGUUGGCUUCCAAUUCCUUCCCAGGAAGAACUCAUGAAGUUGGUGAGACCUCCUUACUCUUAUUCUGCACUGAUAGCCAUGGCCAUCCAUGGUGCCCCUGACAGAAGACUCACACUGAGCCAGAUCUACCAAUAUGUUGCUGACAACUUUCCAUUUUACAACAAAAGCAAGGCUGGGUGGCAAAAUUCCAUCCGACACAACUUGUCUCUUAAUGAUUGUUUCAAGAAGGUUCCCAGAGAUGAAGACGAUCCAGGUAAAGGAAAUUACUGGACCCUAGAUCCAAACUGUGAAAAGAUGUUUGAUAAUGGAAACUUCCGCAGAAAGAGAAAGAGAAAGUCUGACACCGCUGGACAGCUAUCUUCUGAGAAAUCUGAGGGCAGUCCGCUGUCUAACAGCCCAAAGAAUGGUGAACAUCAAGACAUGUUGGAGAGCUCCUCACCAGAAGCCGAUGAUUCAUCUCAGAAAAGAUUAUCUCCGCCCGCUAUAACACCAUGCCUUAACAACUUUCUCUCUAGCAUGACUGCUUAUGUCAAUACUACCAACUCAGUAAGCAGGCCACUUGGACUCAAUGAAACCUCUGACAAAAUGGGACAGAACAUGACUGGUUUUAACUCCUAUUCUCCGCUUUCCAACUUAGCCAACCACGGAGGGACAGAGUGGUCCAGUACAGUGCCAUCAAAUCCCUUUGGCUAUGGCAGUUCAGUUUUAAAUCAGUUCAAUUCCCAUUUCUAUAAUAUCAGUGCAAAUAGCACCCUAUACUCCAGAGAAGGCACAGAAGUAUAAGGAGCUGUCCACAAUAUACUUUGUUGUACUGUAGUUAAAGAAAAAUGUGCACCAGCUAAACAGAACCACUGUAUCGUGUAGAAAUUGUGUUACAGCCAAAAGCAUUUUAUGUAUAAAAUGACAAGUUACCUUCCUCUGCACCCCCAUAUUGCCCGCUGCAUUACUUUGCUUUAUAAUUUAAAAGUUAGAGGUCUUAAUCCUAUAAAACUUUUUCUUUAUAGGAAAAUGUUGUAUUAUUAUUACUACACACUGCCUUUUUAUUGCUUAAUAUUUGCAUAGUGCAUUAUGUUUAGAAAUGUUGUAAUUUCAUAAAAAAUGCACCCGUCAAUUCAUAUUAUCAAGCAUGCACAAUGCUACUGCCAGACUGUACUUUACCGGAGUAUAUGAUAGCAUAGACAGCAAUGUUUUGUAUAAAUGUUUACUACUGGGAUUUCUAUUGUUGGAUGGGACUAAUGAAUUCCAUGACUUUUUACAGGUGUAAAAUAUGUUUUAGAGUUAAAACUGACUUUGUGGGAAAACAUGGGUUAUUUUGUAAUAAAAAUAAUA